This is a messenger RNA of Notodromas monacha, 3027 nucleotides long. Lineage: Eukaryota; Metazoa; Arthropoda; Ostracoda; Podocopida; Cyprididae. The record is from the annotation of a GenBank genome assembly.
AUUUUCUAUGUUAAAUAGACCGAGGGCUACAUGAAAUAUCCGUGACAUGGAUUUUGAUCGACUGAUGCUGGGCAUUAACGCCCUGGCUUCUUCCGCGAACACAAAAUCAGCUCGUCAAACAAUCGAAACGUUGAUAACAGUUUUUCGCAAUCUUGAGCAAGGAACGGACCCGAAAUUCCGUCAUCUAAAUUUGACGAAAGGCCGAGUGAGGGAUGAGUUGUGGAAUUCCAUUCCUGCUCGACAAAUUCUUCUCAGUGGAUGUUGGGUUCACGUGGAAUCGUCGAAUAGUCUAGAAUUUGUUGGUGAUGAUCACACGGCAGAUUUGGUGUUGCAGAUGUUGCUGGAGCACAGCAUACCUGAGGUUUCGCAACAUUGGGGAAGUAGUGAUUCUAUCUUCUUUUUUUUCCUUAUCGGAUCUCACUCAUCGAAAUUUGGAAGGCAAUUGAAGCCGAAAGAUCAUGAAUGGACCCGGGAAAAUAAAGUGAUGGAUUUUUCGAAAACUGAGCGAGAAGAUGCGUUGAAGAAAGAAGCUGUCGAUGAACGAAAUAAGGAAUACGAAGCUUGUCUGAAAGAUAAGGCUCUGCCAAUUCUUAUCCGUUUAAAAUUAUCUUCGUAUUGCAGAAUUUUUGUGAUAAUGGACAGUGUAGACCGGUUUCAGGAUUUUCCCAUGGAUAUAUCGGCGUGGACCUGCGAGCACGUUGAAGCGUGGUUGAAAUCCGUAGAUUUGGAGCAAUAUUCGAAUGCUUUCGGCACGAUACACAAAAUUGAUGGACGGGUCUUGCUUAUGCUCACAGAGGAUGAUUUGCGCCUCCCGCCAUUACAAAUAGAAAUUUUGGGUGAUGCGAAACGACUGUGGUGGCACGUGGCACAACUUCAGAACGGCAGAACUGCUGAGGUAUUUUUUCCUGCCAACGGAGCCGUUGGAGGGAUUGAUGGGGUUAUUCGAGGGCCAAGAUCCACCAAGAUUCUGUGUCAUCGAUCGCCCUGGACAAAUAUGGUUUUUCCAAAUUCAGGGAAAAAAAGACAGCGCCGACGUUCGCAUCAUUCAGAGGAAAUGAGUGUUACUGAUUCAGACGUGGGAAGCAACGAGCCUUUGUUACGAAACCCAAACGGGUCCGCGACAAAACCCAUUAAUGUGGGGUCGCCGCAGAGUGUGUUGGGAUCCCCGUCACACGAUCGACAUCUUGCCUCAAAUCUCCAGCCGGAAAUCUCAAAGCUUUUUAUUGCGUGUUGUUACUUUCUGAUGUCUACGUGGGUCACCGCCGUUGUUAUGGUCGUCGUUCACGACCGUGUGCCUGAUAUGGAAACGCAUCCGCCUUUACCGGACAUUGUACUCGACAAUGUCCCCUUGAUGCCGUGGGCGUUUCCUAUGAGCGAAGUGUGUGCUUCGUUGUUGUCGAUGAUUUCACUGCUGGUGCUGAUUUUGCACAAACAUCGGUUUGUCAUCAUGAGACGUUUUUUCGCAUUGACUGGCACAAUUUUCCUUCUGCGAUGUGUUACGAUGCUCAUCACUUCGCUUUCCGUUCCCGGUAAACAUCUCAGCUGCAAAGCGAGGGACCCAAGUGGGGAUCUCAUGGUAAAGUUUUGGCAAGCUUACGAAAUUUGGAGAGGCGCAGGGAUGAGCUUGCAAGGCGUUCGUUCCUGCGGCGACUACAUGUUCUCCGGGCAUACUGUUGCCUUGACUCUUCUCAAUUUCUUCAUCACGGAGUAUACUAAUCGUCGGAUGUAUUUCUUACAUACGAUGGCCUGGUUGCUGAACAUGUUCGGCAUAUUUUUCAUACUUGCGGCACACGAGCACUACUCCAUCGACGUUUUCAUAGCUUUUUACAUUUCUUCGCGAUUGUUUUUGUAUUAUCAUACGUUGGCGAACAACAAGACUUUCAAGGAGACGCGGUCCUCCAGAACCAGGGUCUGGUUCCCGAUGCUUUCGUAUUUCGAACGGAACGUGGAUGGAGCCGUGCCGAACGAGUACGAGUGGCCGUUCAGUUGGCAGUAUUGGCAGUCCAUCAUCCUUCAAGUCUUGCCAUUCAUUCGCAUGUUCCAACAGUGGCUGAGGGACACUGCCAAAACUGCAGAACGUGUCGCAAAAAGCAAGCGGGACUCUGUAUGCACUAAGUUGAGGGAAGUGGCGACGAAUAGCAAAAGCUCCACUUAUUUCCGCGCCGGGAUCUCUGAUAACGACGAUGACCGUAGUUCUCAUCGGUCCAAAACCCGUAGGCGAACCAAAAAACGGGGAAGCAACAAGAUCAAUCUGAGUUAGAUCUAAGUUGAACGUAUUAUUUUUGAGGUUGUUUAUGUUGAUUUUUAUUUUUUGUGGAAUGGGAUUCCAAAUGGUUUCAAGCUUUAAUCUGCGUUUCAUCGCAACAGCACGUGGUUGGUGUCAGAUGGAAGAGAGAAUUUGCGGGAUCAGUUCGCUCACCGAAAACUGAGCAAUUGUUAAUUUCUUCACGAACGGGGAAACAAAUCACGCAUGCAUGAGUUACUGUGUCUAUACCUGUGAUCAGUGAUUUAGAUAGAAAAUGCUCGCGGUGGAUAAUUGACGGGGAACGAGGAAUGUCUUGACGUUGAAAACACAAAGAAAAAGACUUCUUUUCAAGAAUUUUUAUUCCGUCAGUUUUCGUUCGUAUCACGCGUAGACUUGAUUUUACCGUGAAUUCCUCGAAAAUUACACGAAAUUUCUUGAAUUGAAUUCAAAUCCUGUUUAAAUAAUAUUGUUUUGGUCCCCCGGGGAAACGUCUCUGUUUUUGCGAAAUCUGGUUGAGUGUAUUAUUUAUAUUGUUGCAAGUUUUAUCAUUCCCUGUGCGUAGAAUUUAUUUAUUUAUUUAUAUUUGGUUAAUGGGGAUUUGCGAAUUUCGCAAUUUUUGGUGUUUUUUCUUGUGGGCUGUGAGGGAAAUCGUGCGAGGUCAGGUCUCGUGGUAGUGACUGCUUCCGUGAGCAGUAAUCAAAGCUGAUGAUUUCGGAAUUCCAGCUUCGGUGCUUGAUUGUGGAGAAUUUCGAGCGUUUAUUGGAACACUAAUUCUUGAAGCA